Messenger RNA from Macroventuria anomochaeta, 666 nucleotides. Its product is annotated as Nnf1-domain-containing protein. Gene Ontology annotation, biological process: chromosome segregation. The transcript is spliced from 2 exons. Lineage: Eukaryota; Fungi; Ascomycota; Dothideomycetes; Pleosporales; Didymellaceae. The record is from RefSeq and is a predicted model, not a curated record. The coding region runs from base 1 to 666 and encodes 221 amino acids. Gene Ontology annotation, cellular component: MIS12/MIND type complex.
AUGCCGACCGCUACGAAUCUACCUUCGCGAUCGCCCUCGCCGGCCCUUGCACCACCUAUCGCUGAAACUCCUGGUCCACGCGCCCAGGGUCUGAUCAAUGUCUUCAACCAAGCUUCCAAAGCCACGCUCGACAAGUGCUCGUCAAAGAACUUCGCGUCUUGCUUCCCUACCGCUGCGCAAUAUGCGCCUGAGACCCUCGAAGGGUUGCGCAGUCAGAUUGUUGAUCAGCUUGACCGUACAUGGAAGGUCAACUUCGAAGAGAUCCUGAAGAAGAGGAAUGUUGUCAAGCUGGUCAAUGAGCUGGAGCAGUGCAUUGAAGAUGCGAAGCUGAGAAAAAAGCGCGCUGAAGCUAGCGCAAAUGGAGGGCCUGUAGAAAUCCCUGUGCCGCCGCAUACACUCACGCCGUCUGAGAUUCACCUAGCGCAUCUAAUGCCAUUCCUCGAGAAGCAGGCGACAGACAUGAAUACCAAGCUCGUCGAGACGCAGACAGCGAAUACGGAGCUGCUGGCAACGGUGACCGCACAGCGCGCAGAGAUUGAGGCUCUUGUUAGAGGCCUAGAAAGCGUUGUAAACGACCUGGAAGUCAGUGCGCAGAUGAUGGCGCAAGAUGACGUUCAGGACUUGAGCACCGAGAUUAGGGAUGUCGAGAUGGGCAUGAGGACCUGA